Pogona vitticeps (central bearded dragon) is the source of this 1731-nucleotide messenger RNA. RefSeq names its product cyclin dependent kinase 2 (gene CDK2). NCBI's taxonomy places the organism in Eukaryota, Metazoa, Chordata, Lepidosauria, Squamata, Agamidae. The record is from RefSeq and is a predicted model, not a curated record. Gene Ontology annotation, molecular function: cyclin-dependent protein serine/threonine kinase activity; ATP binding; cyclin binding. Gene Ontology annotation, cellular component: nucleus; cytoplasm; cyclin-dependent protein kinase holoenzyme complex. Gene Ontology annotation, biological process: G1/S transition of mitotic cell cycle; regulation of gene expression; regulation of G2/M transition of mitotic cell cycle.
GGUGGGCGGAGCAAAGGCAACGCGGGAAGCAGUUGGGAAGGAGGAGGGGAGUUGCGAGCGGGAGCUUUGUUGCAGGUUGUUUUUGAGCCCCGCGCGCGGGAAAAGAAAGAAAGCGCGCGGGAGAGCCGAUUCCCGCCACGAGCCCAACGGCCAGCCCGGCGAGAGAGAAGAGCGAGCGAGCGAGCCCCGUCGCGAGCACGCUCACGCGCGGGUGGGCUUGACCCGACCACAGACCGGCCCUGCCACCGACGAGUGCCUUUACGAGUUAUCCCUCCUCCUCCUCCUCCUCCUUCCCCUCGAUCUGUCGGGGUAGCGGGGGUUGGGGAAGGUUACCCUGGUCACCUCCUUCCAUGGAGAACUUCCAGAAGGUGGAGAAGAUCGGGGAGGGCACCUACGGCGUGGUCUAUAAAGCCAAGAACAAAGUCACCGGCGAGGUGGUGGCCCUGAAGAAGAUCCGUCUGGACACAGAGACAGAAGGUGUCCCGAGCACAGCCAUCCGUGAGAUCUCACUGUUGAAGGAACUGAACCACCCUAAUAUUGUCAAACUACUCGAUGUCAUCCAUACAGAAAACAAACUUUAUUUGGUUUUUGAAUUCCUCCAUCAAGACCUCAAGAAAUUCAUGGAUUCUUCAUCUUCCAUCAGUGGUGUAGAAUUGCCACUGAUCAAGAGCUACCUGUUCCAGUUACUGCAAGGCCUUGCCUUCUGCCACUCUCAUCGAGUGCUCCACCGGGACCUUAAACCACAGAAUCUCCUGAUCAAUGCUGAGGGAGCGAUAAAACUGGCUGACUUUGGACUUGCUCGUGCAUUUGGUGUUCCAGUGCGCACUUACACACAUGAGGUGGUGACUCUCUGGUAUCGUGCUCCAGAAAUUCUCCUUGGCUGCAAAUACUACUCAACAGCUGUAGACAUAUGGAGCCUGGGUUGCAUCUUUGCAGAGAUGUUAACUCGUAGAGCCCUCUUUCCUGGGGAUUCAGAAAUUGACCAGCUGUUCCGCAUCUUUCGCACACUGGGCACACCAGAUGAGACAGUGUGGCCAGGUGUCACCUCUAUGCCAGACUACAAAUCCAGCUUUCCCAAGUGGGCCCGGCAGGACUUCAGUAAAGUGGUGCCACCUCUGGAUGAAGAAGGCAGGAAGCUUCUGGCACAAAUGCUCCAUUAUGAUCCCAACAAAAGGAUUUCAGCAAAGACUGCACUCAGCCACCCCUUCUUCCGGGAUGUUACAAAAGCUGUGCCACAUCUUCGUCUAUGAGAUGGGAUCAGGACCUGUGAACCUGUCCUGGUGCAAACUUUGCAACGUGCUGCUCCUUUGGAUUGGACUAGUAGCUUGCACUUAACUUUUCAAAGUAAUCCUUAGUGGAACACAGGAACUUGAGUUGGGCACAAAUCCAGUGGCUUUGAGGGGUCUUACUGCUGAACUCAUUUCAAAGCACUAGCAGAGCAUGCGGAUACCGUGCUUCCAGACUGCAUUUGUGCCAAGAGAGGAGGACCUCCAGGGCUGACAGCAACAAGGAAUCUGUUUCCUAUGAGGGCAGUACCUGCACUUCUCUCAUUUCCUUACAUCACAGGAGUGCUGUUGUUUUUCCCUUAGUGGUUUUUAUGCAGUGUCUUCCAUGAACUAGCUGAUUUUUUAAGUCUGCCUUUUCAGUGCUCAUGAGCCAAGUAUGCUGCCAGGGAUUGACUCUUUUUUCUGAUUGACAUAAUUGAGUUUCAAUAAAGGAUUGGUGCCUGCC